AUGCAACGGACACUCUAUUGGUUCAUCUAUACGUUCAACUUGAGGUUGCUUAUGCCGGACCGACCCUUGGAAGAUAGUCAGGGACUAUUGUGCGGUCAUCUUCACUAUGGUAACGCUCCAAUCUGGGAAUUGACCUGGCAACUGCCGGUUUACAAACACCUGGAAGAGGCUCGCGCUACUGCUGUUAAGCCCAGGGUGAUCGUGUAUCCCGGGAUUUCAGACAAAGCCAGGGAGGCAGGUGACGUGCGGCACACGAGUGACCGCAGGUGGAACAUGCACCACUUACAACAACAUACAAACAUACUGCAGAGACACAAGUUCUGA
Danaus chrysippus (African queen) is the source of this 324-nucleotide messenger RNA. The record is from the annotation of a GenBank genome assembly. NCBI's taxonomy places the organism in Eukaryota, Metazoa, Arthropoda, Insecta, Lepidoptera, Nymphalidae.